AUGCAAAUAAAAAAGACGAACCUGCAAUCUCUAUUGGACCUUGUGUUAAUAAUCUUUGCCCUAAAGGCUUUGAAUGUAUUGAAAAUACUUGUUUUAAAUCUUUGGAAAUACCCAAAACUGACCAUAUUCUUUCGAUUGGACCUUGUGUAAAUGCAAAGUGCCCCGAAGGUUUUAGUUGUUAUGAAAAUGAUAGGCAAUGCUAUGCUAAUUAAAUAAACGGAAAGGAAGGAAUGAACAAGACAAUGGUUAUA
Meloidogyne enterolobii is the source of this 251-nucleotide messenger RNA. The record is from the annotation of a GenBank genome assembly. Lineage: Eukaryota; Metazoa; Nematoda; Chromadorea; Rhabditida; Meloidogynidae.